UGCGAGGUACACACACGUUCCCGCCAAACGUUACGAUUUAUCUCUGCAAGUGUGCUCAGCUCACGCUAACACUUUUUUUACGUCGUAAACGAUCAUUCAUAAUAGCGCUGGCUUUUUAAAUAUUACUCGACGUUUUCUACGUUGCUGUAACAUGUGUAUGUCAUAAAAUAUCUGAUUGCGGAUAAAUUGAAGCGUAAGUUGUGUCACACAGAAGUGACAGACCUCUUGCUGGUGUUGCUCAGUCACUCAGUCUGAUACGAGUUAAACUAACAGUAUAUACGAACUUAUCUCAGGGUGCAGCGGGUGCGCCGGCAGUACAAAUACCGAGUAUGGCAAAAGUACACGUCUGCAAUGUUGUUGUAUUGGACAAUCCGUCGCUGUUCUCCAACCCUUUCCAGUUCGAAAUAACUUUCGAAUGCAUCGAGGAACUCAAAGAAGAUUUGGAAUGGAAGAUUAUUUACGUGGGAUCUGCGGAAAGCGAAGACUACGACCAGAUAUUGGACACAGUUUACGUUGGACCGGUUCCUGAGGGAAGGCAUUUGUUUGUGUUCCAGGCUGAUCCCCCGGACUCUAGCAAGAUUCCUGUCCAGGACGCAGUCGGUGUUACGGUUGUUCUACUAACAUGUUCUUACAGAGGGAAGGAAUUUAUUCGAGUCGGCUAUUAUGUCAACAAUGAGUACACAGACCCCGAACAAGAAAAUCCACCAGCAGCACCACACUUUGAUAGGCUCCAGCGGAACAUCCUCGCGACGAACCCACGCGUGACGAGAUUCAAAAUCGACUGGGACGACAAUCCCGGCAUCGAAAACAUCCCACCGGCGUCGUCCAAACGUGAUCCAACCAGAUGGGAACGACCACCCGCCUCGGAAGACAGUGUCGGACUGCUCAUGAAAGCUCCCAUAAUCUCCCACGACAGCAAUCAGAGCAUGGAGAUUGCGUGAAUCUCUUGUUGGUGGCUGUGUGUGCUGUGAGAGAACCUCUACCUAUUUAUGAACACCUUCGGCGUGAAACCCACAUGGUCUUCCUCGAAAAGCUACACAUUGCUGUCUCGUCACAUUUUGGGUUUACAUUAAUCGAAUAAAUUUUUCUACAUGUGCC
Messenger RNA from Ornithodoros turicata, 1098 nucleotides. It is a transcript of the gene asf1, whose product is annotated as histone chaperone asf1-like. The record is from RefSeq and is a predicted model, not a curated record. Gene Ontology annotation, cellular component: nucleus; chromatin. Gene Ontology annotation, molecular function: histone binding. Lineage: Eukaryota; Metazoa; Arthropoda; Arachnida; Ixodida; Argasidae. Gene Ontology annotation, biological process: DNA replication-dependent chromatin assembly.